Molecule: messenger RNA, 10434 nt
Organism: Ctenopharyngodon idella (grass carp)
Lineage: Eukaryota; Metazoa; Chordata; Actinopteri; Cypriniformes; Xenocyprididae
Product: GTPase IMAP family member 8-like
Exons: 2
Coding region: 6837-8555 (572 amino acids)
Molecular function (GO): GTP binding
Source: RefSeq, a predicted model, not a curated record
UGUAUAUUAGCAUGCUAAAAGUUUCAUCAGUGUAUCUAAUUCUACUAAAGCAAUGAGUCUUGCUCUUAAUCAUAAAACUAUGUCAUGGUAAGUACUUGUUUACAAUUAGCAUUUUGAACGAGGGAGCAAUAAUACAUACAUUGCAUAUUUAAUUCCAUUAAAAUUGGUGGAUACAGUUUGUAAAAACCAUAAAACGUGUAGUGUGUUGUUGUUAAGGUCAGCCACUUUGGUAGCUCAAGGACUGAGUUUAAAAACUAAGACCGCAUUUACACUGCAGGUCUUGAUGCACAAUUCCGAUUUGGUGACUAUAUCCGAUUUUUUUGAUGACCCGCUUACAUCAUCUUUUGAAAGUGACCCAUAUCCGAUAUUUGCAUUUACACUAUACACUGGCGAAACAGCCCAAGAUGUAAGUAAAACGGCGCGAUAUGCAAUGGAUGCAGAUGAAAUGAUUAUCAAUUUUGCUUUCCGCACUAUCUUUAAAGGUCAGUAAAACAUUGCUCUCGUAAGGCGGAGAAAAAAAGAGAAGAGCCAUUAGUGUCGUGUAAACGCAGUUCGUGUCCACCUGAGUUGACGUCAUUUGCCUCCGUUCCUUUUUCAAUGAAGUAUGACUCGCAUUUACUGGGGAAUAUCCGAUUUGACCGCUUACAUGGCAGACGCAAAUGCACGCAUCUGGAUUAUAUCAGAUUUAUUUCCACAUGAGUGAGGCCUGAAACCGAUCUGAGAAAAUUGGAAUUCAUGCGUUUUUUUUCCUGCUUGCAUGUUCAUAUAUCAUAUCCGAUCUGUGCUACAUGAGAGGAAAAAAUUGGAAUUGGGUCACUUGAACCAUGCAGUGUAAAUGGGGCCUAAGAGAUUGAUGGACUGAUACAGAGGGAUAUUGUAAGGAAAACUAGUCAGUUUAGCUCAAAGGAAAUUAUUAAUUAAUUUAUAGGGAAUUUUUAAAGAGUCACUUAUUUUAUAGCCGAGCAAAUGAAUGCAAAUACGUGGGCCGUAGCUAUCAACUAUGUAGUUGAUAUCAAUAUCCAUACUAUAGAGAAUGGGAAUCUAUGUCAUUGCACGUUGCAUUCUGCGUAGUCGUUGCCAUAUUUUAGGAGACGCUCAGGAGAGUACAUUGACACCAAAUAAAAAUCAACAUAGCAACGCUCAGUCUGCGGCCAAAACACUGCACAUAUUCAUUGUGUAUAAUACACUUGGAGAAAUCAUAAUUUCACUUUCACCAUUGUGUUGUGAUGUUUCCAAGCUGAAAAGCAGAAAUUAUGCUUCGUUUGAAAUCUGUUUUCACGUCGGUCAUGAGAGCAGCUAAGACAGUUCAUAACACGACAAUAUGUGUUUUUGAAAUGUAUAAAAUAAAUAUAAAAUCUACCUCCAUUACUACUCUAUCAUAGUGUUGGUGUCAUAAAGUUCCAGAAUGCAUUGCGCUGCUGAUGUCAUGUUCCUAUUCUCUAUAAGGAAAACAUUAUUUAUUAGCAAGGUAACUAGAUCUUUAGUUUAACCCUUUAAUGCCGGUUGGCGCAUCGGCGCUCCCGUUUGUGUGUCUCUCUUUAAGAGCCAAUAAAAACUGAACCCAUAUAGGUAGCACAAAAAUUCUUUUUGCAUACAAAACCAGAGACUUUACACAUUCGAGCCUCCAACAUGCUCCUGUUGCAUUGUUUUCACCCUCUAAUGAGUCUGAGUAAUAUGCGUUUACAACAAAAACAGCACAGCCGCUAACUGAAUACAAAUAUGUAGAUUUCCCGUGCUCAUAACUUCAUGAAAAAUUAUCAUAGAUAAUAGAAAAUGGCACAUCAUUAUUUAAAGCAGAUUCUCACGAUUAAAAAUUAAAUUAAAAAUUAACAAGUUACGGAAUGAUGUAACAUACUUAGCUUAAAACAUGUCUCUCAUCUUUGUGGGAUGCAAUGUGUAUCCAAUGUUCCCUGAACCAUCCAUGUUCGUUUUUUCCAACGUGGAAAAACACAAGAAAAAAAGGUAUCAUCUUAAAGCUUUGAAAUUCAGCUUUUAAUGCAUCUAUUCAUUUUCUAUGCAUCAAUCCAUUUUGAAAAACUAUUAACGAGUGCUAAGAAGUGCCUCUAAACUGGAAUUUACCGCCCGUGGGUGCCAUCUAGCUGUGAAAAAAUUAAUAAUACUUUAUUCAACUAUGCUAUCGGCACAAAAUUUGAACCAGAUGCAGCUCACAUGUAGGAGAGCAUCACCAAAAAAGAUUUUUUCUCCGAUCUUAUUGCCUUCCUGAGUUAUUCCAUGUCAAAUAAAAAAAAAAAAAAAAAAAUUAAUAACAAAAAUUUAUAUAUAUUUUAUAUAUUUUUUGUCUUUUAUCAGCAGUUUGUCAGCAUGAAAAUUUCCAAAUGUAAUUUAUAUUUUCUAAAAAAUUAAAAAGUGUUCUAUCUACUUACCAUUUGACUCUCCUUGCUAUAGUUUUUAUGAAAAAUCUUUUUAUGAAAGAUUAGAACUGUUAUUGGCAGAUGAUUUGACCAUACUAAACCAAAAUUGUUUGGACUGAAGACUGUGAACAAAUAAGAAUUAAACCUGAUUAAAAUCAAGUUAGAGCAUAAAAGACUAUCUAAUUAUACUUAUUACCAAGAGUUACCAACUCUCUUGAUGACAAACGUCUCAGUUACAUAGGUAACCCUCAUUCCCUGAAGGAGGGAACAGAGAUGUACGUCGGACAGACCGACGAAUAGGACCGACGAGGCCAAUCUGCAGCAGCUGCUCUCCUCGCAGCACAGGUAUUUAAUGAGCAGCAGUUGCGUUGCAACUGAACGAGCUGAACAAGUUAGACGGCAGCAUCGGUGGGGUACAGCGACUGUGCCAACGGGACGUACGUCUCUGUUCCCUCCUUCAGGGAACGAGGGUUGCCUAUGUAACCGAGACGUUCCCAUUCAGUCGGUCACUUUCGACGUACGUUGGACAGACCGAUGAAUAGGAAUCCCUACCAAAGCGCCACAGGCGCUGCCCCCUUCCAAUGCUCUGUUGCAAGCCUCCUGACAGGGCUAACAUGGAGAGUGUCGAUUUGUCGAUCUGUUCCCCAAAAACCCAUUCAGUGAGACUAUUGGAUACCUUUUCACUGGGCAAGGAACGCUGCAGAAGCCACAUCCUUCCCCCAAGGAGUUAUGUGGAGAAGUACAUAAGGACUAACCCAGUAGGGCUGUACCACAUAUGGAAGUACUGGGGUGACUCCAACCUGAUGUAAGACGGGUUCUCCCAGAGGGAAAGACACAGACUUCGUCUAGGAGCAACUGUGGAAUAACACAUAUGGGAUCCCUGUAGGAUCACACAUAUGGAACCCAGCCUAAACUCAGUUCUCAAGGAUACAACGGAAUAUAGGCCUGGCGCUAGACGCUCCGCCAUGUCUGGCUGCCAAAGGGUGAUCGGAGGUCUCAACAGGGUCUGCCUUGUAGGGACUCUCUGAAGCAAUAAGCAAAUGUAAGCGCAGCAAGCCGACACUAAGCCGAGGCCUCUCUGUGCCUCUGACCUGAGGUGAGAACACGGGAGGAGACCGGCUCAACGCGAAGGCUGUAGAAUCUAGCAAACGUGUUUGGUGUCGCCCAGCCCGCAGCUCUACAAAUAUCUGUCAGCGAGGCACCACGAGCCAGCGCCCAGGAGGAUGCAACACCUCUCGUAGGGUGAGCAUGCAACUUGAGCGGGCAGGGCACGCCUUGUACUUGGUAAGCCAAGGCGAUGGUGUCCACUAUCCAGUGGGCCAUCCUCUGCUUGGAGACAGCCUUUGCCUUCUGCUGGCCUCUGUAACAGGCAAAGAGCUGGUCUGAGGUCCUGAGGCUUUGAGUUCUGUCUAUGUACAGUCGCAAAUCGCAAACUGGACAGAGCAAAGCCAGGGCUGGGUCUGCCUCCUCCGGGGGCAGCGCUUGCAGGUUCACUCCCUGGUCCCUGAAGGGAGUGGUAGGAAUCUUGGGCACAUAGCCAGGCUGGGGUCUCAGUACCACGUGGCCGUGGCUGUCGCCCGGCCCAAACUCUAAGCACGAUUCAUCGACCGAAAAUGCCUUCAGGUCCCCUACCCUCUUGAUGGAGGCCAAUGCAACCAGCAGUAAAGUAUUUAUAGACAGAAUCUUUAAGUCUGCUGACUGCAAGGGCUCAAAGGGAGCAUUCUGGAGUGCUUGAAGCACCAGAGCAAGGUCCCAAGAGGGUAUGGAAGGGGGUCGAGGAGGAUUUAACUGUCUCACCCCCCUAAGGAACCUGACGACCAGGUCAUGCUUACCAACAGACAUGCCAUCGAUGUGUUUGUGGUAUGCGGAAAUUGCGCCAGCAUGAACUUUGAGGGUGGAGGGAGACAGCCUAUGCUCCUGCAAGAAGGAAAGCAUGACUCUGAUCGAACAUCCUCGGGGGUCUUCUCAGUGAGAAGAGCACCAUUCCACAAACAGGUUCCACUUCACGGCGUAAGCACGUCUCGUAGACGGUGCACGUGCAAGUGAUGGUGUUGAGUACCUCGGGAAGUAAGCCACCUAGAACCUCUGCGUCCUGUCCAGGGACCAGACAUGGAGUUUCUAGAGAUCUGGACGCGGGAUGAAUGGCGCAAAGCGACCUUGGAUGGGACAGUGGGACACUGGGGAAUUAAGGAAGCUGACUUUGUCGAUAUCCCUCAUGUCAGCCAGACACAGCCAGAGAUGCCGUUCCUGGACCACAUCGCACGACCCACUGACCGCGCCGUAUCCUUCGUUGCAUGAAGCCUGAGGUCCGUCAUGGCACAAAGUUCUUGAAGAACUUGCGGAUCGUGACCACCCUCGUGCAGGUCCUUCAGUGCCUUGGCCUGAUGGACCUGCAACAACGUCAUAGCGUGUAGGGUGGAAGCGGCUUCCCCGCAGGCCUGAUAAGCCUUGCCGGUAAGAUCCGACGAGUGCUUACAAGCCCAGGAAGGGAGAGACGGCUCCCCCCACCAGGUGGAGUUAGGGCACAGUUGCAUAGCAAUGGUCCGCUUCACAGGGGGGAUGGUGCUGUCCACGUACCGGUGAGUUCUUCUUGCACCUCCGGGAAGAAAAGAACCAGGGUGGGUGGAUGAGAAUCAGCACGUGCCACCCCGAGAUACCAACCACGAUGGCUCGGGACACAGUGGAGGAUUCCACACGAGCCUGACCUUGUUGGCGGCCCUGGAAAGCAUAGCCAUCAUUUCCAGGUCCAAAUCGGGCACAGCUACCACUGCCCGAAGCAACCCUCUGAGGAGGACUGGAUCGAGGCAGUGGGACCAGGACUCUGCCCCUUUGCAGGAACUGGAUUGCAACUCCGAGAUGGUCAUCUUCCCACAAUGGGUACAUGACUCAUCCACAAACGCUGUCUCAGCGUGUUGUAAGCCCAGACACAUGAUACAGUGCUUGUGACCAUCCCUCGGUGCCAGGUAACGACCGCAUCCAGAAACACACAAGUAGAAUGUCAUCUUUAAAAAGACGCAAGCUCUACUUGUGUAAGCUCUAUCAGGGACUUGCUCUUUAAAAGUGCUGAAGCACACAGGGGAACGGCCACAGCAACACAAACAGGAAUUAUGUGCAGCCUGAUGUGUGCUAUCCUCAAAAAAGAAAAAUAAUCAAAAGAAAGAGAGGACUCGACCCCACUGCUAUGCUGUCUGCCCCGCACUGGAGAAAAGAGAAGUAUGAAGAGCUGGACUCAUCUUAGAAGACACUUGCUUACAGAAACACAGAAACUUAUGUUCGGCUCGGAAGUGAAAAGCUGAAGAUGCAACGCACCUGUUGCUCUUAAACCCCCGCGCUGCUGAGCUGAGACCUUCAAGACUUCUAUGGCAUAUAUCUGCUAUUGAUGUGCAUGUGGUGUAUUCACCGCCACAGUCACCACAUCAGGAUGAACUCAUUGAGCACUUGAUAGUCUGAUUUGCUCCGCACUACGUACCCAGACAUUGGACUUAUUAUACUUUGAGAAGAGUUGUCUGGAUGACAAUCUCUGCCAAGUAGUUCAAAAUAACACUGGAGGCAACACAAUUCUUGACAUGAUCAUCAUGAAUAUGAAAACAAUAAAAACCUGAAAAUCUUCCCCCAUCAGUUCAAGUGACCAUACUUGUGUAUUUUGGAGCCCUAAAGCACAAUUAAGACCACUUAAACGGAUGGUACAACCUAUGAGAACUAUUCUACAACUCAUAAUCUAGUUAAUCUAAUGGACUUUGUAUAUAAGGCUAAUGAAGCAUUGGGCUCAGUGUGUACAUUACUAUAAGAUAUUGCCAAGGCAUUCAAUGCUAUCGACCAUACGGUAACAAUCCAAUGCCUUCUUGAUUUUGGAAUGAGGCAUAGCCUUAUUCCUUGGCUUUGGAAUUUAAUGACCAUCUGAUGCCAGAGGGUGAGAUAUCAUGGAUGUCUUUCUGAUUGGGAAUAUCCCUCAUCUGGCAUUGCUCAAAGAGCUAUACUUGAGCCUAUAAUCAUUCUAGUUUUGAUUAACAGUGCUUUUCAGAACGUAACAGGCAACUGGAUAUAUGUGAAUAACAUGACAAUUGCCCAGAGGUGGACUCCUCAACUACCCUUCAACAGACAUUGAACAAUCCUAAUGUUUUAGUAGAGAAUCAUAAAAUGAAACUCAACCCAAAGAAAUGCAAGGUCUUGCCUGUCACUAGCACGAGGCAGGAACUGGUGGAGCCUUUAUUCACCAUUGAUCAAAACAUCUUGGAAAUUUGGGACAUGUUUUUGGGGUAUUAUUCAGAUUGAUUUGAAAUAGGAUUGUCAAGUGGACCACAUGUUGUCCUUGGCUAACAGAAAGCUUUUUGUCCUCUGUCGGUUAAAGAAAUUUGCUGUCUGUGAUCUUGAUUUGGUUACCAUCUAUAAAGGUAUGUGCGCCAUAGUUUUCUAUUUUGUCUUACACAAUGUUGAUGUUAUUUAUUUCUAGGUUGUGAAAUAAAAAUGGAGGAAACAAUCUUAAUGCCGAAAGUGUGCUUGCAUUUGGUCUUGCUGGGAAGAACUGGAGCUGGGAAAAGUUCAACAGGAAACACAAUACUGGGACGCCAAGCCUUUAUUAUAACGGAAACCUACAAAUCUGUCACUCGAGAUGUUGCUGCUGAAGUCGGUGAUAUUUGUGGAUUCGCAGUCACUGUUUAUGACACACCAGGAUUUUCUGGUACAGAGAGUAAGGAACAGCUUGAGAAAUAUCAGGAGGUUCUGCAGAAAUGUGGAUCAGGCCUGUGUGCUUUUCUCCUGAUUCUUCAGUCAGACAUAUUCACUCAAGAAGAUCAGAAAAUUGUGGAGAAGAUUGAGGAACUGUUGAUAGAAAAAUACCUUAAUAAAACCUGGAUUCUUUUCACCAGAGGCGAUCAACUGGAGAAAGAAAAUAAGAAGAUAAACAAAGUCAUUAAUGAGACUGAAAGCUUGAAGAAACUUACUCAGAAAUAUGAGGGCAGAUGGCACAUGUUCAACAACAAGACAAAAGGACAGAGCGACCAGGUGAAAUCUCUGAUAGCGAAAGUUUUCCAGAACAACUUCAAGAACUUUUCCAAAAAACCUUGGCAAAGUAUUCCCAUCAACAUCCACGACAUCUCUGCUGACAGUCUUUCAUUCAUAAGGAUUGUUCUUCUGGGUAAAAGAGGUGCUGGGAAGAGUGCAGCUGGAAACACAAUACUGGGACAGAAAGUGUUUGAAUCUUCAGUUUGCUCAAAUACAGUAACCCGUGAAUGCUCAGAGAGACACGCCACUGUUUCAGGCAGAUCUGUGUCUGUAGUUGAUACUCCUGGAUUCUUUGACACGCAGAUGAACCCUGAAGAGUUAAUGAUGGAGAUUGCCAAAAGUGCUUAUUUGUCCAGUCCUGGACCUCAUGCUUUUUUCAUUGUGUUCAAAGAUAAUAUGAGGAUCACUGAGCAGGAAGAAAAAAUUCCUCAUAUGAUUGAGAUAUUGUUUGGUCAGGAGGUGUUAAAAUACUCCAUCAUUCUCUUCACUCAUGGAGAUCAGCUGAAAGGAGAAUCCAUGGGUCAAGUCUUUGAGAAAAAUGGUGCAUUAAGACGUCUAGUUGAUCAGUGUGGAGGCAGAUUUCAUGUCUUCAACAAUAAAGAUCAGAAUAACAGAGAGCAGGUGAAUGAUCUACAGCAGAAGACUGACACAAUGAUAGAGCAGAAUGGAGGAGGACACUACAGUAAUCAGAUGUUUGAAGAUGCUUGGAGAUUCAGACAAGAGGAAAGAGAGGGGAGACAGAGAGAGGAAAAGGAGAGACAGAAAGAGGAUGAGAGGAGACGGAGAGAGGAUGAGAGGAGACAGGAAGAGAUGAAACGGAGAGAAGAAAUCAAGAGGACACAGAAAGAGGAAAGAGAGAGGACACUGAGAGAGGAAGAGCAGAGACAGAGGGAGUAUGAGAGGAGACAGAGAGAAGAGAAGAGAAAAGCACAAGGGAUAUUUAGUAAAGUUCUUAUCUUUGGUGCUGCUUGUGCUGGAGCUGUUGUUGCUGCACCUGUUGGUGCUGUUCUUGCUGGAGCUGCUGGUGUUACGGCUGCUGUUGGAGCUGUUGCUGGAGCUGUUGGUGUUACGGCUGCUGUUAGAGCUGUUGCUGGAGCUGCUGGCACACAGAGGAGACAGGAAGAGGAAGAGGAGCAAAGACAACAGGAGAAAAAUGAAGAAGAGCAGAACUUGAGAACGUAAAAAUGAGACCAUAAUGUCUGUCAGAUGGAUUGAAGUCUGCCAGAAUGAAAAUGGAAAACCGGAGGCAAGAAGGAACACCCAAGGCAAACGAACUGGUAGUCCCACAAGUCUUUAUAGAAGGUUCGCACAAUAACAACACUCUUCACAUACAUGUAAAAGAGCGAGUAUAAAACAGGAAAAGAAAGCACUCUGAUAAACACUACCAAUCAAAGUGAAAAAGAAACAUUAGUACACUAACAGCAGUCAGCAGUAGAGCAUCCGUCUCUCUUCACUCAAGCAUUCUCUCUAUCUGUGCGUGCACGUGCAAACAAUAACGUACGCCAUAGAAGUCAUUUUAAGCCUUGUUUCCACCACUUUCCCCAGGAACUAGGGACUUUGGAGUGAUACUCUGUGUGUUUCGACCGCAGAAACCAGUGUCUAAAUGAAUUUCCACAUAAAAAAUUCACCCUUAGAAAGUCCCUGCUCAUGAGGUAGUACUUUUCCCACGUUCAGGAACUUUCGGGGGUGGGACUUGGGUGCUGAACAUGCUGAUUGGUUGAGUUCACGCAGCAUUUCAUUUCAACAACCAUUUUUAAAAGUUUGUUGUGGUGCGUGCAGUAAGAGUCAUUUGCUAUUCGAAUCAACAAUGAAGUUUUAAAAAACAUGACUGACAGACUGAAGAUGAGGUUCAGGCUUUAUUAAGGUUAUAUGCGGAGGGCGAAAUCCAGCCGGAACUGAAAAGUUUUGUGCAGUCCUACACCCCCGGACUUAAUCUUCAUGUACUUUAGACCGCGAUGGAAACGCAGACAGCAACAAGUCUACUGUUCAUGUCAUGAACAGUGUUUAACAUUAGGUGGUCGUUACAAGGCAUAGUUAUAAAAAAGUUAAAAAAUGAAAUAGGGAAGAAUAAAAGAGAGGGAGAGAGAAAGAGAGAAAACAGAUGGAAGAAGGAAGGACCAUACAGAGUAACAAAGCUUUUACCAACAUUGACAACAGCUGAUAACGUCAGCCUGAGAGAAACACAUCUUCGUUUAACAUGGUGUUUGCUGGGAUUAUCAUCAUUAUUGUAGUGAUUUCACUUUUGCUCAUCUCAGGACACUAAUUAAUGUAGUGAUUGUUACUUGGGUCACCGCUGAUGUCAAUUAAGGUGUGGUUAUGAGUACAUCUGAUGACCACUUCCCCCCUUCUCCUAGUUAAGGGCACAAUAUACAACAAUGCCAAGGUCUUUGGAAAAAGGUUUGGUUCAGUGAUAUUUAUGUUCCACGUGGUUGAGUCCGAUGACAGUGACAUCUUCCACUGGUUGUGCUGGGUGACAAUACAGUGGGAAAAGGAGCUGGAAUCUGUUUCAACAGCCUUGAACACGAAGCUCUGUGAUCUGUACUUUGUUGGGUUGUACUGCAUUGCUGUUUUCUUUCACUUUUGUAUUGUUUGGCUACACACACUGUUUGCAGUUAAAUAAAACAGACUGCCCUGUUCCAGCUGCUACUACUAUGAUGAUAUGAAAUUAAAUAGUAUAGAUGAAAUUAUUGUGAUGUCAAUUAACAUAAAAUAUAAAAUAAUUAUUAAAUUUCAUCAAGUAAAUGUUGACUAAUUCUGAGUAAGUAACACCAUUUUACUUAAACAAGAAAAAAUAAAGGGAAAACUUUAUGGACUUGUCGACUUUGUUUGCAGUGGAAAUGGCCCUGAGAAGCACACAAGGCAAUCGAGAUCAAAAAUCUUCUGUCAGAAAUGAGCUUGAGCACAGUGUCACAACUGUACUUUACUUUCACUUUCACUUUUGAAUCAUGUGACGCUGUUUCUCACCGGAAGGGGCCGCUGUUACUGAUUCAAAAUGAUUUCAAUGAUUAUUGCCAUAUAAAUGAAUAAACAGUUUUACAUGACAAUUAAAAAAUGUAUUUCA